Molecule: messenger RNA, 1161 nt
Organism: Stylonychia lemnae
Lineage: Eukaryota; Ciliophora; Spirotrichea; Sporadotrichida; Oxytrichidae
Source: the annotation of a GenBank genome assembly
AUGAGACAUGGUGCUAGAUCUCAUUAUGAAGAUAAUGUACCGAAAGAAUUCUUUGAUGGUGUUGGAAAAGGCCAUUUGACUCGUAGAGGCAGAAUUGAUCAACUUAGAGUAGGGUAAGCACGUCGUAGAGAAUAUAUCGAACAAAAGAAACUACUAAGUCCAUCAUACAAUCCAAAGGAAAUAUUCUCAAUUUCCACUUUCAAAAAACGUUGCAUUGAUAGUGGUAGACAUUUCCUACAGGGUCUCUACCCAUUGUAAGAGCAUAAAUUUUAAGAGGACUUUUGGCACCAAAAAGAUGAAAACAGUCCUCUAUAAGGUACAAUGUAUGAUAGAGUACUCUCAAUUAUUGAAGAUCACUAUAAGCAAUGCUUUGCUGGACCUGUUAUUGAAAUUGAUCACAUAUCUGAUCUAAUGAUGCAUACUAGAAACUGCAGAACUUUGCAUAAAUAUCUGAAUCAAGAUUUGUUUGAUGUUCAAAUGCUUGAAAACAUGAUGCAGUAAUAUUUUGGAGAGGAAACAAUUAACUCUACUAGAGCCAUUAUGGAAAACUACUUUGAAAAAAAUAUCACAAAGCUAAGACAGUAUUUUACAUUAUUAGAUGCAACUGUUGCUGAGCAUUAUUAAACUGAAGAUCCAAGUAUAAGACACUUCUAAAGACAAGAGUGUUUCAUUCUAGCAAAUAACUUUGUAGGUCCUGAGACAAUCCACGCUGAUAUCUUUGUGAGCAGAGUUUUAGUCCCAACUUUUGAACUCCUUGAAAAAGCUAUAAAAAACAAAGACACCAAUACUCCUUUUGAUUUGAAAUUCCUUCAAGUCACUUUCCAUGAUACAAAUCUUUCUAAUCUUCUCAGAUUCUUGAAGUAUUUCGACACUUAUGGCUUUGAUAAAUUCGUUAGAUUUUCAUCGUCACUUAGAAUUGAACUUUUAAGAGAUAUCAACGACCCUGCUGUUCAAGAUUAAUAAAACUUUUCAGAGUACAGAUUCAGGGUUAACUUUGAUAAUGAAGAUUUGAAAUUGCCAUUCUGUACUGACCUCUACUGUAGCUAUGAUGAAUUUAUGACAUACAUGAGACAGAACUUGAUCUUUGAUUAUGAAGAGGUUGAAAAGUACUGUGAUGGUAAAAUGGGAAGUGAGUACGUAAAUGAGCUCAAAUUCAAGUGA